Molecule: messenger RNA, 1978 nt
Organism: Aspergillus vadensis CBS 113365
Lineage: Eukaryota; Fungi; Ascomycota; Eurotiomycetes; Eurotiales; Aspergillaceae
Product: putative MFS transporter
Exons: 4
Coding region: 131-1567 (478 amino acids)
Biological process (GO): transmembrane transport
Cellular component (GO): fungal-type vacuole membrane
Molecular function (GO): transmembrane transporter activity
Source: RefSeq, a predicted model, not a curated record
CUUCGCUUUCUUUUCCCUCUCUUCUCUGCAUCUUUUUCUUCUUGUCUAUAUUUACAACUGUAUAUUUACUACCAUACUUUCUCAAUUGAGGGUUUUGAUUGCCUAUUUUACAUAAGGGCGCAUUAUUAUCAUGUCGGCUCCGUCCGAUCCACCUUCCUCCGCUUCUUCGCGAGGAACGCGUGUGCAUCACCCUAUCCUCGCUGAACUUGGCCUGACUUCAGUCUGGCAAUCCCCUCGAGAUGUCAAACUGCUCUGCGCCCAGCGCUUUGUGCGUCUCUUCGCUUACGGUGGUUCAACUCUAAUUCUGGCUGCCUAUCUCUCAGCAUUGGAUAUCUCCGAUGAACGCAUCGGUCUUUUCAUGACCUUGACCCUGGUGGGCGAUGUUGCUAUCAGCUUCCUCCUUACUCUGUUCGCCGACGCCAUGGGUCGCAGGGCCGUCCUCGCCCUGGGUUCAGCUUUAAUGGUCGGCAGCGGCAUCCUCUUUGCUUCGGUCGGCAAUUACUGGGUCCUUCUGGCGGCGGCCGUCUUCGGUGUCAUAAGUCCGAGUGGAAACGAAAUUGGCCCCUUCCGGGCUGUCGAAGAAUCAACUUUGGCCCAUUUAACCCCCAAAGAGAUAUUGAGCGAUAUCUUCGCUUGGUACUCGCUGAUUGGCAAUGCGGGAACAGCCCUGGGCAUGAUGACCGGUGGAUGGGCCAUCAACUUGCUUCAGGUAAUCUGGGGAUGGCCCUAUAUUCCCGCCUGUCGAAUCAUCUUUUUUGCCUACGCCGCUAUCGGCGCGCUCAAGUUUCUCCUGUCUAUUGCAUUGAGCUCCGCUGUCGAGGCCGAGAAGAAGAAGCCUGCGCAACGGUCUAGUAAUGAUGGUGAAAGACAACCUCUUCUGGGCGAUCAAACGGCCAACGCCGCCCCUCAAGAGCAGCAGCCUCAGAAGAAGAAAUCGAUCCUUUCCUUCCUCGGCGAUUCCGAGGUCGUCUCCUUGUUUCUGCGACUUGCGAUCCUGUUCGCAUUGGACUCGUUCGCUUCUGGACUAGCAUCUUUGUCGUGGAUGACAUACUUCUUUAAGCGCAAGUUCUCCCUCCCUGAAGGGUCACUCGGAUCCAUCUUCUUCACAACCAGCCUUAUCUCUGCGGCCUCUGUGCUGGUGGCCUCAUCCAUCGCCAAGCGCAUUGGCAAUGUCAAGACCAUGGUCUUCACUCAUCUUCCCUCCGCUAUUUGUCUGGCACUCAUCCCAGUUCCUUCGGUUCUCCCGCUGGCGCUGACCUUUUUGGUGCUCCGCGCCUGCUCUCAAACUAUGGAUGUGGCUCCUCGCUCGGCCUUCCUUGCUGCAGCGCUGCCGCCGGACCGUCGCACGGCUAUCAUGGGAUCCAUUAAUGUCGUCAAAACCUGUGCCCAGAGCCUUGGACCUCUGUUGACCGGUAUCUUGGCUGAUCGAGGUGUUUUCGGGCUAUCAUUCACCAUUGCGGGUAUUUUGAAGGCUGUCUAUGACAUUGGCAUGCUGCUCAGUUUUGCCGGAAAGGAAAAGCAGCAGCGGCGACCGGCACCAAGGAAUGAAGAUGAAGAAGCCGCCUAGACUCUCUGUAACAUCUUUUCAUAUAUCCUAAUGACUCUAUCUUAUCUAUCUAUCCGUGAUCGAACAAUUUAAGGGAUAAAUAGAUAGGCAGAUAGAUAGGGACUGGGAUAAAUGAAAUGCUAGCUCGCCUGCAACCCCGCAUUUCGGCCGAUCCCAACCCGAUUGAUUAGAAUUUAGUAUAACAGAGUCAAUCAGUCCAUGCAGUCCGGCUAAAAGUCCGAAGUCAACAAACAAAUCUUGCGAUAAACCCGAACCCCACAGAGGGGGAGAGGGGGAAAAAGAACUCGCACCAAUAAUGGGCGUCGGUGGUGUUGUGUUGUUCUUCCCCCGCAAAUGGAAAGCGAUGAUGUAGAUAAAACACUGGUUUUCCCUGUUCUCGCUGUUUGUGCGUACUUUGUGAGGAUUAACUCG